Molecule: messenger RNA, 933 nt
Organism: Aspergillus bombycis
Lineage: Eukaryota; Fungi; Ascomycota; Eurotiomycetes; Eurotiales; Aspergillaceae
Exons: 1
Coding region: 1-933 (310 amino acids)
Source: RefSeq, a predicted model, not a curated record
AUGCAAGUCACAAUUUCUUCCUCGCGCCCAGGCGGGCAUCCAUCAAACCAUCAUCCUCCUCUCAGGGGAUGGGGGAAUAGUCGAUGUAGUCGACGCGAUAUACAAUACCCCGUGUCACUCAAUCACCCGGCCCAUCAUUGCCUUGGUCCCAACAGGAACUGGAAAUGCAAUGCUAGUUCCCUGGGACUCACGCCAUAUCCAACAUCCUGGUUGAAAGAGCUUCUGCGAGGAAGACCAAAGCCUUUACCGACCUUCGGUGCCAAGUUUUCACCCGGCGCGCAAUAUGUCACCGAGGAAGGCCGUGCUCGGUCUAGUAUAAGUGCCAACCUCAAAACUAAGUAUGAAGUUCCGAAGGUACAUGGUGCGGUUGUUGCAAGCUGGGGCAUACAUGCCGCCUUGGUUGCCGAUAGUGAUACCACUGAGUACCGCAAAUUCGGUGCUGAUAGGUUUAAAUUGGCUGCAGAGGAACUUCUCUUCCCUCCAAGUGGUACCGAGAGCCAUAGAUAUGCCGGUACAAUUAGUCUCACCAGAUGGGAUAGUCAGGCUAACAGCAAAUGUGUGGAGACCAUGGAGAUCCAAGAACACAUGUAUGUGCUGGUAACGAUGGUCCCUAGACUUGAAAGAGAUUUCGUGAUCUCGCCCGAGUCUGUUCCAUUAGAUGGUCGCUUGAGAAUAGUCCACUUUGGCCCGGUACCUUCUGAAAAAGCUAUGCAGUUGAUGGCCUCCGCAUAUCAGGGAGGUCAACAUGUGUCUGAUAGAAGUGUCUUCUACUCGGAGAUUGAGACACUUAAGAUUAUAUUCCGGGAGACGGAUGAGAGGUGGAGGCGGGUGUGCAUUGACGGCAGAAUCAUUGCAGUCGAGUGUGAUGGCUGGAUGGAGAUAUACAAGGAGCCAGAAUGUCUAUUGAACAUCCUGACGUCCGUUGGGUUUUAA